Babesia sp. Xinjiang is the source of this 1596-nucleotide messenger RNA. Its product is annotated as Ribosomal RNA processing protein 1 -like protein A. Bases 1 to 1596 code for a protein of 531 amino acids. Gene Ontology annotation, cellular component: nucleus; preribosome, large subunit precursor; preribosome, small subunit precursor. The transcript has a single exon. Gene Ontology annotation, biological process: rRNA processing. The record is from RefSeq and is a predicted model, not a curated record. Lineage: Eukaryota; Apicomplexa; Aconoidasida; Piroplasmida; Babesiidae.
AUGGACGCCCAGGUCGCUCAAAGGCUGUGCCACAUGUUGGCUAGUUGCGAGGAGGCAACUCGGACUCGUGCUCUACGUAGUGUCUCUAAGCUCUUUGCCCAGAUAAGAGAACCCGUUGACGAGCUUACUCUUGUGAAGAUCACUAAGGCCCUCUACUACAUGCUAUGGAUGACUGACAAGCCGCUUAAGGUUCGGAAGGUAGCUGUUGCUAUUGUGGAGACUCAGAAUCGUUUUGCGGAUCGUUCAAAUAGGUUCCUUUUCUUUACUGCACUCUUCAGAUCGAUUUCCAUGGAGUGGCCAACUCUUGAUAAGAACCGUUUGGAUAAAAUGUUGUUAUUUGUGAGGAUUGUUGUGGCUGCGCUUUUAGAAUUUCUGAACGAUGGCGGUUGGGCUAUGCAGGAGCUGGAAGAGUUUGAGGUGAUCGUGUUGGAUUCUGAGGGUAUCUUUAACAAGCGUAGUCGUGGUUUAGCAUUUCAGUUUUUACAAGUGUUUUUUGACGAGUUUCGUGAGAACCAGGAGAGUCUUACUAAGAGUAAGAAAUUUGCUGAGUUGAGUGCUUGUGCAUUUCUACAACUUAUGAAACCAUUUUUGGUUCUGGCGUUAACUCUUGACAACAAGCAUGUGCUUAAUACGUUGAGUAUGUAUGUGCUUAAGCGUGCUGCAAAUGUUCCUGUCGUGCCUAUGCAUGGUUUCACUCUCGCCAUGGAUCGUCUUUCGGAAAGUCAGUUGGCUAGGCCUUUCGUCAAGAACAUGUUGAAAGAAGCGCUCGUUGAAUUUGGCGAGAUGUUGCCUGUUGACGAUGAGCUUGAAAGGCAUGUGAGCGCGGCUAUUUCUGCUAUAGAGUCUGCGGUGCAAAAAGAUAGCAUUUCUCACACUAAGGAGGCCCUUGAUAUGGCUGAUCCUGGUGACGAUGAUCAAACUAUGAAUUUGAAUGCUGGGGUGGAAGACACACGCUCUACUCGCAGUUUAAAUCGCAAGGGCCGGAAUGUGAAAGUUGGCACUACUGAUGAGCCUUCCGGUGAAACGAAGGAAGGCUCGGAUAUCGCUCCUGGUCUGGUAGACGUUUCAGAUAUGCUGGAUACCGAGAUGUACGAUCCCGAUGAUAUGGAUGGUGAGGGUUUCAUUAGUCUUGCUGAGGCCUUUGGUCCUCGUAACCCUAACCGUACGUUGGGCAAGCACAUGAAAGAGAUUGCUACAUUGGACACGCUGCGAAAGUACAUUGUUGCUAACGGUCACGAGCAGCACAAGCUUUUGAAGAAGUUGAACACUCCGCGUAUGCGCAGGCAAAUGACUCUUUUGGCUUUGCAUAAGAUUCGCUGGCUUAACCCUGACCGUCGUUUCAAGUGUGCUCGAAAGCUUCACCGUAUCAUGACUAUUACUGAAACGGCCGAAUCCUUACCAAGCCGUCGUCGUUCUAUUGACGUUGCCAAGGCUUUGCACAACAUCAAGCAUACUACGCCAGAGAAGUCGAUUGUGCGUAAGCGUAACAGGAAGUCCACUGAGCCUAAGCGGGUCGUAUUUAACCUCAAGAACAACCAAGUUGCAACAAUACCUAAGAAAGUCAAGAGCACUUACACCGUGCCUUUAUGGUACUGA